Messenger RNA from Nicotiana tabacum (common tobacco), 573 nucleotides. Lineage: Eukaryota; Viridiplantae; Streptophyta; Magnoliopsida; Solanales; Solanaceae. The record is from RefSeq and is a predicted model, not a curated record.
AUGUUGAGAAGGCAAAUGAAGAGUCUCCAAGUUGCCCGAGGAGGUGAAAGUUUGGACUCUGAGGACCUAUGUAUUCAUCCAGAUGUGGAUAUGCCAGUAGGGUACAAACCCCCAAAGUUCGAUAUUUUUGAUGGGACGGAGGACCCUCACGCACAUUUGAGGGCUUAUUGUGACAAGUUGGUCGGAGUGGGAAGAAAUAAGAAGUUGAGGAUGAAAUUGUUUAUAAGAAAUUUGACGGGAGAAGCACACCAGUUCGCAAUGGUGAACCUGCAAAAAAAACCAUCUAAGUUGUUCCAAGGAUAUGCACAACGGCGGAGGUCGGAGGCUGCCAGGGCGCAACCUCCACUGGAUGACAGUGAACUAACCAAGUAUUUCAUUAGAGCCCAUGAUGGAAUAUACUUUGAAAAGAUGAUGGGAAUGAUGGGUCAAAAGUUCCCCGAGCUGGUCAAGAUGGGAGAUUUCUUAGAAAAGAGCAUAAAGUCUGGUAAAGUACAAUCCAUGGCAGUACUGCAAGUGGCCAGCAAGUCCAUCCAGUCAAGGUCAAUCGGUAUCGUAAAGAAGAAGAAAGAGGAG